Stegostoma tigrinum is the source of this 2700-nucleotide messenger RNA. Its product is annotated as CD276 antigen-like. The record is from RefSeq and is a predicted model, not a curated record. The transcript has 10 exons. The coding region runs from base 612 to 1694 and encodes 360 amino acids. Lineage: Eukaryota; Metazoa; Chordata; Chondrichthyes; Orectolobiformes; Stegostomatidae.
GACAGAAAGAGAGUGUGACCCAGACAAACCCACCCACUUGUAGGCGAGGAACUCCUUCAAACUAUGACUUUUCGGCAACCAAUGAAGGGCAAGUCAGUCCAGUGUAGUGACAUCACCGGGAUAAAGAGGGUCUAUUCGACUUCCUGCAAGGCUGUGACUGGUUCAUGUUGAUUGCAAUAAAUCCCAAUUCCUUUUUCCUCAUCCCCCACCCCCUCUGUGUCUGUGUCUGUCUGUGCGUCAACCGGAACAUACGCCUGGGUGCAGUUGAGCCCUUGUGUGUGUGUGUGUGUGUGUGUGUGUGUGUCAGACACUCAGAGGAUCGGCGAGUCAGCAGCUAACUCUUGUGGAAAAAGUUGGAAAUCUCGGUUUGCGUUUUCUCCCGAGCUGGCCAUGGCAUGCAGGCUGUUUCAUGUCUACUCCCAAGAAAGGAAGGUGCGGUGAAUGAUACAACACCUUUCAUAACCUUAGAGUGCCUCAAAUUUCACAGCUUAUUGAGCAUGAAGCUGACUGUUAUGGGAACUUUGUGAAUGCAGGGCCGUAAUUGAAAGAAGUGAAUCGUUUGAAGCUGGUUUCCUUGCUGUCAGUGCCCGAUUAUAUCACGAGGUCCAACGAUGUACAAUGCCAUCUUGUCUGUGUGCCUCACUAUGUAUUUGCUGCUGGGACGCUGUAGAGGGGUCUUCAAGAUCCAAGUACCAGAAGUUCCUGUCGUUGCCAUCUUUGGGAAAGAUAUCACCCUGAACUGCUCCUUCAUCACCAAUGCCACCUUUUCCUUGGGCGACCUCACUGUCAUUUGGCAGCUUACAGAGACUCGGAAGAUGGUGCGCAACUACCCGAUCCAGCAGGACCAGCUGGCAGACAGCUUUGCGAACAGGACAGCUCUGUUCACUGAAGAGCUGGAAAAGGGGAAUGCUUCUUUGCUGUUGAGGCAUGUCCGGAUUGAGGACGAGGGCAGCUUCACCUGCUUUGUGAGAAUUAAAAGUCACCAGAGUGCUUCCAUCAUGCUCCGACUGGCUGCUUCUUACUCCAAACCCAACUUGCAUUUGGAACCUAACAAGAAUCUCAAGCCUGGCGAUGAGGUGGCCAUUACUUGCCACUCUUCUGGAGGUUACCCCCAAGCCACAGUGCAGUGGCAUGAUGGGAAAGGGAGCAACAUCACUGAGAAUGUCACCACUUCGCAGGUGGCCAAUGAGCAGGGUCUGUUUGACGUCCGCAGUGUGAUCAGGGUGAUACUGGAGCCCAACAGCACGUACAGUUGCAUGGUGAGGAAUGAGCUGCUGAAUGAGGAGACCCAAGCCUUGGCAACCAUUACAGGGCAGCACCUGAAGUUCCCCGUGGUUGCCUUAUGGUUGACGAUAGCCCUCUCGGUGUGUCUGCUGGGGCUGCUUGUCACCCUGGGAUACGUGUGCAGACGGAAGAUCCGGCAAAGCUGCAAGGAGAACGAAGCAGAAGACGAUGAGGAAGAAGAGGCGGAAGCAAGGACAGCAAUGAAGCCUUUGGAACAUGCUAACGAUAAAGAAGCAUCCCACAAACACCCCUUUGAUGAAGGCAACUUUGGCAAAACAGAAUUCUUCCACUUGCUACCUCCUCCAGUCCAGGAGAAAGAACAUGAACAAAAUGAAUCUAGCAAUGGAGAGAGAAUGCAACCUUUUUUCAGCAGCAGAGAGAGUGGAAGAGGAAGUACUCGAAUGACAUGAAAGAAAAUCCGAAGCAAUUCAAGAGCCUUCCCACAAGUGCUUUGCCAUUUUGCUGCCUUACUUCAUGGUUGUCAUUGUUUAAGCAUAACCCAACUGACCUAAGGCUGGGAUUAACUGAGAUCACAGCUGCAGUUGAGCUAAAUUCUUUGUCCGUCUAGUUGUUUGGCCAAACUGUUUGCUCCAGUUGUCCUGGGAAAUGCUGCAGAUGCCACUAUCUGAAAGCUAAUAUGGUGUCAAAAAUUAAGGAUGUAGCUAAUUAUGUUUUAUACACAUUUAACCAAUCUGCUGUUGUGCUGCAGUCAGUUCACUGCUUGAAGAACCCAGACCCUUGAUCAGAAUGUCAAACAGUCUGAAGUGGAAUGAUAUUUUUCAAUGAUAUAUUUCAUUUAUAGAUUUGAACUGUUCUAUUUCUUGCUUGUGAUAGUGACAUUAUUGCUGUUAAAUGCACAUAUAACCAGCUGCUGGCUUUGAAAGAACAUUUGUGCUUUUGUUUUUCCUGGUCAUAGUCAUUCCAGUUGUUAAGUAACAGCCUUCUUUGCUGCCACUGUGUUGCAAAAUCUCCUGAAGUCUUCAUGUUUCUAUUUCACGCGGUAACGCUGAAGAGCCGCGGCACAGGUUUUGCAGAUGUAAUAACAGUGAAACUGCCUGUGUUCGCCUUCAUUUAUCCGCUGUGUAACACAGUUCUGGCUGGAGUCUGCACACGCACAGAAUACCAUGGAAUUCCAGAAGUUAAUGUCAGUGAUUCCACCCUUGACUUGAGAGUCCACUGUUGAGGAUUAACUCUGUGCCCCAGAUAGUAAUCAAUGAAUUGGUGAGAACUUCUAACGUUGUUAGUCUUACUGUGAAAACCCUUGAUACGUCUUGUUGGAUGAGGCAUAACUGGGAAUUUUUACUGUGUACUAACUUCAGAAUCAUUGCCAAACUCCUCGAUGGCCCUACGAAGCGAAGUUGAUAUUUGUGGAAUGUCAAAUUUCUCCAUUAAGAAUAAAAAGGAAUUUGCAUUUUU